AUGCGCCAAACCAUCUUAUUACUGGCAGUCUCAGUGGCAGCUUCCACUACAGCAUCAGCAAAAUCCACCACUCACAACGAAACCAUUUACAAAUACACGUACGACCUCAACACCACAUACCAAGGCUGGCCAAACUUCUUCUCCGGCUUCGACUUUGAAGAUGAUGCGAAUCCACCGGGAUCAGGAUAUGCUGCAUAUGUCAAUCAAAGCUAUGCGCUAUCGAAUAACAUGAUCAGCAAUGGAACCAACGGAGCAGUUCGCAUAGGAGUCGAUCAUACAACCACCAUCAGCAGUAAAAGCAAAAGUGGCAGAAAAGCAGUCAGACUGAAUAGUAAAAUGGUCUACAGCUAUGGCUUGUUCAUAGCAGAUUUCACACAUAUGCCUGGAGGUAUCUGUGGAACAUGGCCUGCCUUCUGGAUGUCCGGCCCCACUUGGCCCAUAGGCGGCGAAUUAGACAUCCUCGAGGGCGUCAACACAAAUCCACGCAACAAGAUAACCGGCUACACAAAUGCCACAGGCUCCUGCACAAACUCCCAAGUCAUCAUCUCCUCCAACCUCACUUCCACAGAUUGCACAGAUCUGGAAGACACUGGAUGUAGUAUGUCAUCCUCCUCUACUGCCUCGUAUGGCACUGGCUUCAAUGCAAACUCAGGCGGCGUCUACGCUACAGAAUGGACCCAGCAGACUGGUAUACGCGUCUGGUUCUUUCCUCGCAGCUCCAUACCCUCUGACAUCGUUUCCGGAAAGCCAGAGCCUAGUACCUGGGGCAUUCCUGCUGCUGCAAUUCCGGCGGAAAGUUGUGAUAUGAGUACGCAUUUCUUCAAUAUGCAAUUGGUGUUGAAUACCAAUUUCUGCGGUGGUUGGGCGAAUAGGACGUGGAAGACUAGUGGAUGUAAUAGGUAUGCGGAUACUUGUGAGGAGUUUGUGAGGAGCAACCCUAAGGCUUUUGAGGAUGCUUAUUGGGAAGUGAACUAUAUCAAGAGCUACACUGGCAGAAAUGUUAGUAGUGUGGUUGCUGUCAACGGUACCACUUCUUCGGCGACGAUGAGUGUUAGACCUCCGAUGCUGUUACGAUGGCUUACAAGGAUGAUGUUGUGA
Molecule: messenger RNA, 1098 nt
Organism: Aureobasidium pullulans EXF-150
Lineage: Eukaryota; Fungi; Ascomycota; Dothideomycetes; Dothideales; Saccotheciaceae
Exons: 3
Coding region: 1-1098 (365 amino acids)
Biological process (GO): glucan catabolic process
Molecular function (GO): hydrolase activity, hydrolyzing O-glycosyl compounds
Source: RefSeq, a predicted model, not a curated record